AUGGCGAACGAGGACCUCAUCACCCUGACCUACCAGGAUCGCAUCGCGACCAUCACAUUCAACCGCCCCGAGAAGCUAAACGCUCUCAAUGCGGACCUCUAUUACCUGCUAGGCGAGCGGUUACGCGAGAUCGAGAAACGAGAUGAUAUCUUCAUCACGAUCCUGACAGGAACCGGCCGCUUCUUCUCCGCCGGAGCAGAUGUAACCUCCACACGCCCCGGCGGCGACCUCAACAGCGACACCCGCCGUGAAAUCACCCGCAGCUUCGUCAUCAACAACCUCGACCUCACCCGCGCCGUCUACAACCACCCCAAGAUCCUGGUGGCUGCUCUCAACGGCCCCGCCGUCGGCCUCUCCGCCGCCCUCGUCGCCUUUGCCGACUUCAUCUACGCCGCCCCGCACACCUUCCUCCUGACCCCGUUCGCCUCGCUCGGCCUUGUCGCCGAGGGCGGUGCCUCCCGCGCCUUCGUCGAGCGCCUCGGUAUCGCAAAGGCAAACGAGGCCCUCAUCAUGAGCAAGCGCAUCACCUGCGACGAGCUUGUCGCCACCGGUUUCGUGAACAAAGUCAUCGCCGCGCCCUCCGGCAAACCGGAGGACUCCGCCGGCUUCCUGAAGAAGGUACUCGAGGAGGUCGACGACCGCCUGGGCACGCAUCUGAACCAGUCGAGUAUGCUGCAGAUCAAGGAGCUGAUCCGCCGCCCGGAGCGCGAGCUGCUCGACCGCCAGAAUACGUAUGAGGUGUUUGCGGGCAUGGAUCGCUUUGUCAAGGGCUAUCCGCAGGAGGAGUUUCGGAGAUUGGCCUCCGGUGAGAAGAGGCAUAAGUUGUAA
Messenger RNA from Aspergillus clavatus NRRL 1, 828 nucleotides. RefSeq names its product dodecenoyl-CoA isomerase. Gene Ontology annotation, cellular component: peroxisomal matrix. Gene Ontology annotation, biological process: fatty acid beta-oxidation. The record is from RefSeq and is a predicted model, not a curated record. Lineage: Eukaryota; Fungi; Ascomycota; Eurotiomycetes; Eurotiales; Aspergillaceae. The transcript is spliced from 2 exons. The coding region runs from base 1 to 828 and encodes 275 amino acids.